CGCAGCCUUGGGGAGCUCUUCCGGCGCCCGCUCAAGCCUUGGGUGCGCCCCAUCGCCUCCCAUGACAUGGUCAGCCCGGCAGAUGGCCGGAUCGUGCACCUGGGCCGGGUGCGGAGGAGCCGCCUGGAGCAGGUGAAGGGCGUGACGUACUCUCUGGAGAGCUUCCUGGGGCCCCAGGACUGGAGGGGAGACGGGGGCCGAGGUUUCUCCCCACAGUGGCGCCCGGGGCACCGGCUCUAUCAGUGCGUCAUCUAUCUGGCGCCAGGCGACUAUCACCGCUUCCACUCGCCCACUGACUGGCACAUCCAGCACCGCCGGCACUUUCCCGGCUCCCUGAUGUCGGUGAGCCCCAGCGUGGUGCGCUGGAUCCCGGGGCUGUUCUGCCACAACGAGCGGGUGGUGCUGAGCGGGGAGUGGGCCCAUUGCUUCUUCUCCUUCACUGCCGUGGGGGCCACCAACGUGGGCUCCAUCCGCAUCUACUGUGACCAGGACCUGCGCACCAACUGUGCCCGCCACGUGCAGGGUGGCUACCACGACUGCAGCUACACAGCAUGGGCGGGGCCAGCCGGGGUCCCCGCCCCCAAGGGGGCUGGCCUGGGCGAAUUCAACCUGGGCUCCACCGUCGUCCUCCUUUUCCAGGGGCCCCGGCACUUUGGCUUCCGCACCAGCGCUGGGCGCAGGGUGCGGGUGGGGCAGGCGCUGGGCAGCCUGUGACACAGUAGGCAGGGGGGCAUGUCCUCAUUUCAGGGGGAGCUCAGUGGGGGAGGCGCCCCAGAUUUAGUAGGGUACAGGGAGAGGACACUGGACUUGUGAGAGAAGGGAAACCACAAUUUCUGAUGGGAGAACUGGACCCCUCUUUACUGAAGGGGAGUGAAGGGGUCCCCAUUCCAGUGGCCGCCUCAACUUUCUCCUGGGGAACGGGGGGGCUUUAGGCUCCCCUUCACAGCCAUGGAGGCAACAUAGGUGGGACCCUCAUCUUAGCAGGGAAGGGAUUUUAGGAGGUGGGGGCACCAGGAGCCCUACUUUCAGGAGGGGAUAGAGAGAGACUCCCCUCUUUUCAGUGAGGGAAUAUGAGGUGUCUCCAUGCCCACUUUGAUUCUAAUGGGGAAAAGGGGGAUACUUGGUUUUAAGGGGUCCCAAAUUCAGAGGGGAAGGCAUGGGGGGGGGAUCCGAAUCCCCUUAAUUCCCGUGAGGGAUGAUGUGAUCCUAGAUGCUUUGGGAUUGAAAUCUGGGGGAAACUUUUGCACUGUCCCCUCUGCAUCCCUCCCCACUCCAUCCCUGCACCACAAGGGGGGGGCUGAGCGCCAGAGGGGCAGCAUAUCUCUGAAAUAGAGCUUUCUAUUUUCAUAUACAGCCU
This is a messenger RNA of Pelodiscus sinensis (Chinese soft-shelled turtle), 1357 nucleotides long. Its product is annotated as phosphatidylserine decarboxylase proenzyme, mitochondrial-like. NCBI's taxonomy places the organism in Eukaryota, Metazoa, Chordata, Testudines, Trionychidae. Gene Ontology annotation, biological process: phosphatidylethanolamine biosynthetic process. Gene Ontology annotation, cellular component: mitochondrion. The record is from RefSeq and is a predicted model, not a curated record. Gene Ontology annotation, molecular function: phosphatidylserine decarboxylase activity.